AUGCCUUAUAGCGAUUUGCUAAUCGCAUCCGUCGCAAUUGCAAUCCUCUACGUCGCAUACAGAACGGUGCACGCCAUCUAUCACCUUUAUUUUCACCCUCUCGCGAAAUUCCCAGGACCUCGAGCCGCGGUGCUCUCGGGAGAUUGGUUGUAUCGUGUCUCGCAGGAAGGGAACCCGGAGGGUACUUUCGCAGAGCUCCACCGAGCUUAUGGUGACCAGGCUAUCCGGAUCGGGCCGAAUGAACUUCACCUGACUGAUACAAGCCUCUAUAAAACAAUCUACAGCCAGGACGGACGAUACGCCAAGGAUGAAGUCUUCUACAAGGCGUUCGCAAAUGAAGAAGGGAGUUUUGAGACACGCCACAUGGGCCUGCACAAGGUGCUCCGCCAGAAACUCGCGCCCAACUUCUCACCCGCGAAUGUUCUAAAGUCGCAGAACUUGAUAGCGACCUCUCUCAUCGACCUUGCUGCGAAGAUCAAAGAGAGGAGCAAGGGGCAGCCCGUAGACAUGGUCAAAGUAUGUCGUUUGUUCCCGCCCGAUGUCAUUAUCAAAGUCGUCUUCGGCGAGAGCGAUGUGAUUGCCGUCUCGGAUGACGACUGGGACACCCCUGUCUGGCGCACUUUCGAAGUCGUCGCCAGCAGCCGAUGGCUACGCGUCUGUUUCCCUUUCACGCGAUGGUUCCAAGACAUGCUGCCACUCGGCCUGAUCGCCCAUUUCGACGCCAACUUGCGGAGUGUGAAGGAAUUCCUCGAACUUUGCGUCACUCACGUGCAGAACUUCCGCUCGGGGGAAUCGGACAUUGGUCGGACACCAGUCCUCUCGAGCAUUGACGAUUUGCCGGACAGCAUUGUGAUCGCAAACGCAGGCGACCUCGUCGGCGGCGGAGCCGAAACGACGGGUUAUACAAUGGCCUUUGCAAGCUGGCACAUUCUCCGCGACACGGAAUUGGCGAAGAGGCUGGUGGCGGAGCUGGAUCCCAUAUUUGAUGCUGCCGCACCCGGCAUGCCCGGCCUAAAAGACCUCGAAGCCGCGCCUGUCCUGAGCGCCAUCAUCAGAGAGUCGCUUCGCAACGGGCCAGCGUGGCCUGGCCGGAUCCCGCGAGUAGUGCCAAAUCACGAGGACGGCAAAGCACCUCUGAUUGUUGACGGCCAGAUCGUUCCCCCAGGAACGACCGUGGGCAUAUCAUCGACGACCAUGCACAACGACCCGAAGCUCUGGGGAUCCAACCCAACCAGCUUCAACAUCGAUCGAUGGCUCGAGCCCGAUGCCGCCACCAAGGCCUCGUAUCUGGUCGGAUUCGGCAAGGGGCUGCGCAACUGCGUGGGUCAGAACCUCGCCAUGGCGGAACUGUACAUGGGACUGGCGUUUCUUUUCCGCACGUACAGCUAUGAGCUGCAGUUGCAGCCCGGACAGCAGGGGUGGACGUUUAUCGACCGCGUCGUUGCGCAGAGCACCACGCCUUUCAUGGUGAAGAUGACUCAAAGGAAGGCUGUGCCGACUGUAGCUCGAAUGUGA
Dissoconium aciculare CBS 342.82 is the source of this 1515-nucleotide messenger RNA. RefSeq names its product cytochrome P450. The record is from RefSeq and is a predicted model, not a curated record. NCBI's taxonomy places the organism in Eukaryota, Fungi, Ascomycota, Dothideomycetes, Mycosphaerellales, Dissoconiaceae. Gene Ontology annotation, molecular function: heme binding; oxidoreductase activity, acting on paired donors, with incorporation or reduction of molecular oxygen; iron ion binding. The transcript has 2 exons. The coding region runs from base 1 to 1515 and encodes 504 amino acids.